CGCAUGCCCACCUUCUCCGAGCUGCUGGACGAGCGGAAUUUCCGCAAGAUGCAUAUGGCUGCUUGCCUAAGGUGGUUGGGCGUGAAUGUGAGUGGCUACAACAAUGAAGGCGCUGGCGGGCAUGUGACUGUUCGCGACCCCAUCAAACCGCACCUCUUCUGGAUCAAUCCCUUCGCGCGCUCCUUCUCCCACAUGAAGCCCGAGGACCUAUGUCUCGUGGACGAGGAUGGAAUCGUGCAGCCCGAGGGCAACAUGCACGCCAUCAACCCCGCCGGCUUCGCCAUCCACGCCGCCGUCCACAAGGCUAGACCGGAUGUCAUCUCCGCCGUGCAUUGCCAUUCCAUCCCUACCAAAGCCUUUUCCGCGCUCGGGGCGAGACUUGAGCCGAUUAACCAGGAUGCCUGUCGCUUCUACGAAGACCACGCCAUCUACGACAACUUCGGCGGCAUCGUGCUCGCGCACGAAGAAGGGCGCAAAAUCGCCUCCGCCCUGGGGCGCAACAAAGCCGUCAUCCUGCAGAACCACGGCAUCCUGACUGUCGGCAAAACCGUCGACGCCGCCACGUACCUCUUUGGCGCCAUGGAUCGCUGCAUCGAGGCGCAGCUGCAGGCUGAUGCCGCUGCUGCGGGUCGCGGGACGAAGACGAUUAAGAUUUCGCAUGAGGAGGCGGUGUAUACGCGGAGG
Messenger RNA from Neohortaea acidophila, 684 nucleotides. Its product is annotated as class II aldolase/adducin N-terminal. Gene Ontology annotation, molecular function: actin filament binding. The annotation marks the transcript as partial. Lineage: Eukaryota; Fungi; Ascomycota; Dothideomycetes; Mycosphaerellales; Teratosphaeriaceae. Gene Ontology annotation, cellular component: cytoskeleton. The transcript is spliced from 3 exons. The record is from RefSeq and is a predicted model, not a curated record.